This is a messenger RNA of Monodelphis domestica (gray short-tailed opossum), 5203 nucleotides long. It is a transcript of the gene STK38L, whose product is annotated as serine/threonine kinase 38 like. Gene Ontology annotation, biological process: protein phosphorylation. The record is from RefSeq and is a predicted model, not a curated record. Gene Ontology annotation, molecular function: protein serine/threonine kinase activity; ATP binding. NCBI's taxonomy places the organism in Eukaryota, Metazoa, Chordata, Mammalia, Didelphimorphia, Didelphidae.
CACCUCCCGGGGAGGCGGAGCGAGGGGGGGGCGGGGAGCAAGGGAGGAAGUGAGCCGACUGGCAGGCGAGCUGGCACACGCACACUCACACACACACAAGCACACCAGCAACCGCACACACGCACGCAUACACAGACGGCUGUAGUCCGAGGGGAGGCAGGAGCCGGUGGCAGCCGAACAACCCCAGAGGGAGCAGGAGGAGGAGGAGGAGGAGGAGGAGGAGGAGGAAGAAGAAAGAGGAGUAGGGAGGAGUUAUCUGUUACUAUGGCAAUGACUGCGGGGACUACAACAACUUUUCCCAUGAGCAACCACACCCGGGAAAGAGUGACUGUAGCUAAACUCACAUUGGAGAAUUUCUACAGCAACCUAAUUUUACAGCAUGAAGAAAGAGAAACCAGGCAAAAGAAGUUAGAGGUGGCAAUGGAAGAAGAAGGAUUAGCAGAUGAAGAGAAAAAAUUACGCCGAUCACAGCAUGCUCGCAAAGAAACUGAAUUUCUACGACUCAAGAGGACAAGGCUUGGUUUGGAUGACUUUGAAUCCCUGAAAGUUAUAGGGAGAGGAGCCUUUGGAGAGGUACGCCUUGUCCAGAAGAAAGAUACAGGCCAUAUCUAUGCAAUGAAGAUAUUGAGAAAGGCUGAUAUGCUUGAAAAAGAACAGGUGGCCCAUAUCCGAGCAGAGAGAGAUAUAUUGGUAGAAGCAGAUGGUGCCUGGGUUGUGAAGAUGUUUUAUAGUUUUCAGGAUAAAAGGAAUCUUUAUCUCAUCAUGGAAUUUCUCCCUGGAGGAGACAUGAUGACAUUACUAAUGAAGAAAGAUACCUUGACAGAAGAAGAAACCCAGUUCUAUAUUUCAGAGACUGUUCUGGCUAUCGAUGCAAUUCACCAGUUGGGGUUCAUUCACCGAGAUAUCAAACCAGACAACCUCUUAUUGGAUGCCAAGGGUCAUGUAAAGUUGUCUGAUUUUGGUCUAUGCACAGGACUAAAGAAAGCACAUAGGACUGAAUUCUAUAGGAACCUCACACAUAACCCACCAAGUGAUUUCUCAUUUCAGAAUAUGAACUCAAAGAGAAAAGCAGAAACAUGGAAAAAAAAUAGGCGGCAAUUGGCAUAUUCCACAGUUGGAACUCCAGAUUACAUUGCUCCAGAAGUAUUCAUGCAGACUGGGUACAACAAAUUGUGUGACUGGUGGUCUUUGGGAGUUAUUAUGUAUGAAAUGCUAAUAGGAUAUCCACCAUUCUGUUCUGAAACACCACAAGAAACUUAUAGGAAAGUUAUGAACUGGAAAGAAACUCUAGUAUUUCCUCCAGAAGUACCUAUAUCGGAGAAAGCCAAGGAUCUAAUUCUCAGAUUUUGUAUUGAUUCAGAAAACAGAAUUGGAAACAGUGGAAUAGAGGAAAUCAAAGAUCAUCCAUUUUUCGAAGGAGUAGAUUGGGGACAUAUCAGGGAGAGGCCAGCUGCAAUUCCCAUUGAAAUCAAAAGCAUUGAUGAUACAUCAAAUUUUGAUGAAUUUCCUGAGUCUGAUAUCUUACAACCAGUGCCAAAUACCACAGAACCGGACUACAAAUCCAAAGACUGGGUUUUUCUCAAUUAUACCUAUAAGAGGUUUGAAGGGCUGACUCAGCGUGGUUCUAUCCCUUCCUACAUGAAAGCUGGGAAAUUAUGAAUGAAACUCACAUACGCCCACACCCCAAAAGAACUCAGGUAGCUGCAUCACCAAGGCUUGCUUGGCGUAGAUAACAAUACACUGAAAUAAAUAUUCCCAAGGACGGUGGUGCUCAUCGACUUCAAGAGGAAAUUCUACAGGACUAGGAUUUCUAAGACUUCUACAGGAAUUAGUUGGCAGUGCCAGCUGGAUUUUUUUUAAUAUUUGACUAUUUUUGUUAACUUUAUUAUACAAAGGUACUGGAAUAAAAGGAGUGUACAUCCCUUUGUAACUGCACUGCCUUCACGCAUAUUACGUCCAUUCUGCCUCUGUGUACUGUGGCUUUGUACUGUAACACUUCUAAUCAAUUCAGGAGAAACACAUAUCAUUUAAAGCAACAUAGGCUAACUUGUAGGUCAUGGUGCAGUAUCGCUGUUUUCUUGCAAACCUUAUGGGUUUAGAUAAUCAACAUAAAAGCCAUCCUCCAUAGUUGUUGUUAGAACACUUGCCCUAUUGAUUUAAACAUCCAUAGAGCAUAUAUGAAGACAAUUUAAAUAAUGAUUUUUAAUAGACAUAGGAAAUACACUGGUUAUUUAAAGUUAAUUAGGUUUGUCAUCAAGUUAUUGUGCAGACUCCACCAUACAGAGCUGACAAGCUUGUGAGCCGGUUACGGAAGUACAUACACCAUGUCCACUCAUACACAACACUAAUCCAUUUCCUUUUCAUCCAGAAAUACUGUUACCUUGUAUACAACUAUCUGUGUGUGCCCUUAGGGAGAUAGACUGACUGUCCAAUAGAGAACAUCCAGUUGCUUUCCUUAUGGCAAAAAUAUUUGUUUUUGUUUUUUACAGAGAACAUGCAUUAUUUUCACUUAAUUAUAUAGCAAGUUGAUUUUAUGAAAUGACUAUGAAGGCUUCUUGUAAAAUUUGUGUAUUUUUAUUAAACUAUUUUUUUAAAUGUCAACCUUCUGAUCAUGAUAAUGAACUUGCAGAGAUGCCAAGAGCUCUAUACUUUGGUUUUCAAGAAAGAUGAAGUUGAUACUUAUCAUACAGUACCAUUACCUUUGCUUUCAUUGAAUGGAAGUCUCUCCUUUGGUAGUACUUGUAUUAUUGUGCCAUUAGUCAUUAUACUCCAAAUGUACCAAAGAUCCUGAAUUGAGUGGAUGGUUGUGACUAAGAGGGACUUUUAUUUUCCAUUGGAAAUGACAUUAAGAUAUGGAAGGGUUUUGACUGAGGUUAACUUAUUCAAGGGCAAUAUUAUUCACCUUCAGUUUCAUCACUGUGGUUUAAGUAGAUGGGUUCCAGGAAGUGAACGUUGGCCAGGGUUUUGUGAUAGGGUGGGAGGGAGGGAACAUGAGAAUUCAUACUCAGAUCUACUGAUGUGGCCAAUCAGUCUGUCUUGCCUGAAAGUUAGAUAAUCUUUUAUAGCUCUCUAUUUUAGUUCUGAAAUGACUAUCCGAAGUUUCAGCAUUUCAUAGGAACCCAAAAGUAAAGGAGUAAACUGUUACCAGAGAAUGUCCUGAUAAUUUGUGGCUCCAAACAAUGAAAGCAAUCGAAACUACAAUUAUUCUAACUGGCCUUUUCCCCCCAAAUCUAGAUGGAUGGUUACUCUGGAAUAGGAAAAAUUAUGCAAAAUUUAAAAGCUUUUACAAUUAUUGCUGCUAGGUAACCCCAUACCUAUCUCAAGAACAUCUCGUUUUUAUUUUUGCCACCUACUAUUCAUUUUCAACAUUUGAAUCCCAGCUAUGUGUUCAUCUAUGACUUCAUCUUUUUAUUGUUUUGAUCAUGUUGUAUCUUAAUGGUGAAAGCUAUUAAAUUUUUGAUUUGGGUUAUCUCAUUUUGACUUCGCAAAGCUAUAACUGCCUUUUAUAAACAUUUUCAGCUUCCAGGAUUCUGCUGGUUUUUUAAAAGAGCUAUUCCAAUAGGAUAAGCGCGUUUUGGUAACAUUCAAGGAGAUUGCAACCACAUCCAGUUCUUAAUUUCCCCCUUUUACUUUAGUAACUAAUACAGUAAAACAUUGUUAAUUCAAGAAUCAGAUGGCCAAAUAAAAUAGUAACAUCUAGUGAAAGGAGCUAUAUGAAAGGAUAUUUAUCCACUAUCACAUUUUAAUUGCCAGAAACCAGAAAAUUUAACCAAGCUGCUUCUUUCCAAAUAUUUCAUGGAAAGAACCUAGACAUAUUCCAGAUUCCUUGUCAGUACAAGUCACAUAAAAAGUUUACUUUGUUUAGAUUAAUAGUUGUUAUUUUUCCCACCAUCACCAGUUGACAGGGUGAUUCACAGUCCAUCAGAUCAUUUCAUCAAAAGCAUUUAAGUGCCUAUCUAAAAGCAAUUAAAGACUCUUUGUCCUUUGUGAGUCUAAAAUUUGAUUAAUGAUGCAGAUUAAACAGGUGAUUUGCAAAGUACUAUUGAGCCUAUUACAUGUUUACCACAUUUCUGGUAAACCUUAAAUGGCAAAAUACUAAACAUCGGAGUUAUAGCACUUGCUUUGAAAAUUGUCACAUUUGAAUUAACAGAAGUUUUACUAUAAAUUAUUUUUUCCUAAUAUAUAUAUAUGCAUACAUAUAUAAACUGUAUAACUCAGAUUUCGUGAUAUCUUGAUUUUAUUGUAGAUUUUGACUUUUUUAUUGAAAAAUGCCACCUUUAUAUUAAAGUAGUUAUGUUCUUUUUCUUUAUAUUUCUUAUUAAUACCUCUUUAAAUCUCCUUUAAAUUUACCAAAAUGUAGAGCCAUCAGAAAAUAUUGAAUUGCUUAGAAAUCAUAUAUGAUUUCUUAGCAAAAUGUUUUUAUAAAUUGAUUUGGCAAAGACAGGAAAUGAGAAUUGUGAAAUAUUGGAAACAUUUUUUGAUCGUUACAGAUCAUUAUUAAAUUAUUAAUGAAAUUAAAAUGAAAGCAUAAUGUAUUAGACUUUGUUUUUUAACCCCUACAUAUUUUCCUGGAAAUCUGUCUGUUUUAAGAAACGAUUUUUCCAUAUAUAAAAAUAUUAUUUUAAUGCUUGACUGUGGAAGAUCUAUAGAAUAUUGGUAUUACACUUUAUUUGUUGGGUAAAUUUUUUUUUGAGUUGUCCAGUUUUUUUACAAUUUCCAAAGAAAGUAAAUCUCUGUUUUGAUCAGUAGAGACUUUGUGCUCCUAAACACAUUCUCUCGUCUGAAACCCAUAAAAAUUCUAGAUGAAUGUUUUCUUACCCCAACAUUUUCACUUUAUUUUUAUUUUAAGGUUUUUUCUUUUCCCUUUAGAAGUGCACUUAUUUCUGAAAGAUGUACAUGAAUACUCAAACUUAAAUAAAAAAUAUUCAGACCUCUAGAGGCAAUACUUCAGUUUUCUAUGAAAGUUUAAUAUUUGAGGGUAAUACUGUUAUUUUAAAUAAGAACAAGGUUACAAACAGGAAAACAAUAGACCUCCAUUCUUAAAAAGCAAUCUGAAAACAUAGUUUAGUAAUUGUGUAGAAAUUAAUCAUCAGAAUAUUGGGUUCUGUGUUCAGUUACGACAAUUUGUAAAUGUUGGUUUGGUGGGGCUUAGGUUUCUUUUUCAAGAGUCAGACAAGAAUAAAAAGCUAUGUUUACAAAAUUC